Messenger RNA from Phascolarctos cinereus (koala), 897 nucleotides. RefSeq names its product tachykinin precursor 3 (gene TAC3). The record is from RefSeq and is a predicted model, not a curated record. Gene Ontology annotation, biological process: tachykinin receptor signaling pathway; positive regulation of blood pressure. NCBI's taxonomy places the organism in Eukaryota, Metazoa, Chordata, Mammalia, Diprotodontia, Phascolarctidae.
CAGGGACUGAGUCUCUGCCAGAUCCAAGAUCCCCUCUCCCUUCAGCAGCAGCCACUAAAGCAUCCUUGUGGAAACUGGGAAGCCGGACCCUCAGACCCACAGAUCCUGAGCCUCCAUAUCUUACCAGGAGUCAACUCCAGGCACCAUGAGAAGUACACUGCUGCUCAUGGCUAUUCUGGUCCUGAGUGUCGGAAGGAGCUGCCAAGCUGUCUGUGAGGAAUCACAGGAACAAGGGGCAUUUGGUGGGGGUCACAGCAAGGUCUUGGAUCUCUACCAACUCCCUCCAUCCCUGCUCCGGAGGCUGUAUAACAGCCGAUCUCUCUCUCUGGAUGGGUUGCUGAGGCUGCUGAGCAAGACUAGUAUGGAUCCUAAGGAGUCCAUGGAUUUCCAGAAACGUGACAUGCAUGACUUUUUUGUGGGGCUCAUGGGGAAAAGGAAUAUACAAUCAGAACCACCUAUGGAGAACCAAGAAAACUUCCCUGGUUUUGGUGAUCCCAAGUAUCCCACCAAUUCAGAGUGAGCAGAUUUCUCCAAACUGGCUAUUGGAGUGGAAGCCAAGAGUCUUGCAACAGACAAAGAAAAUGUGCUUCCCCCCCCUUUUUUUUUGCCAGAGUUUCCCACACUGUCCAACUCCUGGGACUCUGGACUGCAUUUUGAAGACAUUUUGCCUGCCUCCUCCCAAUCCCUGGAUAAAAUACCCUCAAUUCUAUUUCCUCACCCAUUGCUGUAUCACUCUCCUGCUUUGAUUACUCCAUCCCCACACCCACCAUACAAACCACAUAGAGAGUAACAUCAAUCCCAUGGGCACUGACUACAGAUGCCAAGCAAUUUUAUUUAGUGAGAAAUUCAUAAUAUAAUCUCUAGACUCACCAUCAAUAAAGUGGUUUUUACACAUGA